Austrofundulus limnaeus is the source of this 1140-nucleotide messenger RNA. Its product is annotated as microtubule-associated protein RP/EB family member 3. NCBI's taxonomy places the organism in Eukaryota, Metazoa, Chordata, Actinopteri, Cyprinodontiformes, Rivulidae. Gene Ontology annotation, molecular function: microtubule binding. The record is from RefSeq and is a predicted model, not a curated record.
GAAGGGAUGGCAGUGAACGUCUACGCCACGUCUGUGUCCAUCGACAACCUUAGUCGACAUGACAUGCUGGCAUGGGUCAACGAUUCUCUGCAACUCACCUACACCAAGAUCGAGCAGCUCUGUUCAGGAGCUGCUUAUUGCCAGUUCAUGGACAUGUUAUUUCCAGGGUGCAUUCUUCUGAAGAAGGUCAAAUUUCAAGCAAAACUGGAGCAUGAAUUUAUACACAACUUCAAAGUUCUUCAAGCAGCUUUUAAAAGGAUGAGCGUUGACAAAAUAAUUCCUGUAGAAAAGCUGGUAAAAGGAAAAUUCCAGGACAACUUUGAAUUUGUGCAGUGGUUUAAGAAGUUCUUUGACGCCAACUAUGACGGGAAGGAGUAUGACCCCAUACUAGCCAGACAAGGGCAGGAUGUGGCCCCUCCUCUCAAUCCAGGACCACAGAGGACAUCCCCAACAGUUCCCAAGAACAUGCCAACACCACAACGGGUCCAGCACAACACACCUGCCAUGAGGARGAAUCCAUCUUUGUCAAGAAACGGGGGCAGUGAUGCAGAGAUUAUGGAGUUAAAUCAACAGUUGAUGGAGUUGAAGCUGACAGUUGACGGUCUAGAGAAGGAGAGAGACUUCUACUUCAGCAAACUUCGGGACAUCGAGCUCAUCUGCCAGGAACAUGAGAGUGAAAGCAACCCUGUCCUCAGCAGGAUAAUUGAUAUUCUCUACGCAACAGAGGAAGGCUUUGCACCUCCAGAUGAAGAUGAACUUGAAGAACAAGCUCACCUGGACCAGGAUGAAUACUGAAUCCCUAUGUCUCCCCCAGCGUUCUCCUCCUCAAUCAUCUCCCUUCUCUUUUCUUUUUGCCCUCAUUUGUUUUUCCGCUCUCUGCACGCAUUCUAGAAAAAAAAAAACCCUCAUUAUUCCUUACUUUCUCAUUUGCAUAUCUGAUGUUAACCUGGCCUUUCACUCUCAAACUGUCCAUACACAGCUACUCUGCAUCGUCUUUACUUUUACACUAACAGAAAUGUGACAUGUCCCAGUCAGUUCAGCAUGAGUAACAGAAAAUCAAAAAACCUGGAAUGAAGGUUGUUAUAGCAAUCAACAUGUUUAUGUCUGUAAAUAUUACAAACAUUUUAAUUUUUUAAAAAA